AUGGAUUCAAUUCUAGUACAACCGCAGUCCUUGAUUCUUUCGCUGCCUCCUGAGCUCAUACUCGGCAUCUUCGCUCGAAUCGAAUACACGCCAGCUUAUCAUAAUCAACUACGUCUCGUAUGCCGCGACUUCAAUGGCCUCUUACAACAAUACGAACACAGCCUGGCAGCCGAGACCGUUUACCUACACUUCCCGCUGGGCAUCUUGGCCAAGUAUCCUGGCCUAUGUAAGACGGGGACGAGUAUCGGUCUCAAAACUCUGGACGAGCUGUACAUGCGAUUGUGCACGUUGUUCCGUUUAGAGAGAAAUUGUCACAAUAUCCGAAGACGUGAGGCUAAAGAGGCAGCUUGGAUGAGGCCUGAAUGGAUAAACCUGCAACAAGCAGGGAUGCAUCUCCUCUAUCGGCUUCAUGACGCUGGCAAUCACGAAAACAAGUCACAGGUCAUCAGAUCACUGCCUCCCACAUCCCUCGCCAUUCUUCUGCUUACCCUUUACCUCUGCAUACAACAACUGCGUGCAGAUGGCCCGAGCCUUCUCAUACCGACCUCACCACUUCUCCAUGGCAUGCUACGCUUCGAAGUCGAACUCUGCUGUCAAGAGCUCAUCCUUCAAAACGGCCCCAGCUUCUUAGACGCUUUACUCUGCCAUUGUCCGAAUGCUAUCGCACUUCUAGAAAUCGAAGUUCGAAACAUUGAAGCCAGACAAUUGCCUCUAGAGGAUGGAAAAGCUAGGGAGAAGACAUUGAUAGCAGAGUGCAGAUGCCGAUUGGCAGAUACUCUAGGGACGAAUGUCGAGGAUAACAGAAAAGACAUGUGGAAUGUGUUGGAAAGAAUAGGCAUUUUGGACGAAACAGACAUCGUAAAAGUCAUCAGAGGAGAAGAACUUGCCAUUAGAAAGCGACAAGAUUCUGGUGUUGGAUUGUAG
Molecule: messenger RNA, 924 nt
Organism: Aureobasidium melanogenum CBS 110374
Lineage: Eukaryota; Fungi; Ascomycota; Dothideomycetes; Dothideales; Saccotheciaceae
Exons: 2
Coding region: 1-924 (307 amino acids)
Molecular function (GO): protein binding
Source: RefSeq, a predicted model, not a curated record